Strongyloides ratti is the source of this 462-nucleotide messenger RNA. RefSeq lists its product as hypothetical. The transcript has 2 exons. Bases 1 to 462 code for a protein of 153 amino acids. Lineage: Eukaryota; Metazoa; Nematoda; Chromadorea; Rhabditida; Strongyloididae. The record is from RefSeq and is a predicted model, not a curated record.
AUGGAAAAAAUAGAAAAUUUUGUUAGAAACAAAGAACUUCAAAAACCACAAAAACUUAGUCGUUUUGUAAAAAGAUGUCAUCUCUUUGGUCUUUUGGGUCAAGCAUUAUUUGUGGCAUUUGAAUUACCAGAAUUAGGAUUUAGUGGUAUUCUUAUUCCUUUAAUAGGUAUCAUAACAACUUUUAUGUUCUGUGGAAAAAAAUUUGUUGAUAAAAUAGAUGGAACUGAUGAGUUGAAACGUGCAAUAGAACUUAAAGAUGCUCAACAAUCAGGAAAAUAUAUAGGAAGUUUCCUUGCUCCAUUAUUUCUUUCCUUAGUUUGUUAUUGGUACUGUGAACCAUCAGAAAUGGGAGUAUUAACAGGUCUUUUUUUCAAUGCUUCAUCAAGAAUAACAAUUCUCUCUGUAAUUGUCUUCACAAUCAUUGAUGUUUACAGAGUCUUUUUUAUAGAUAAAAUAAUGUAA